Messenger RNA from Limulus polyphemus (Atlantic horseshoe crab), 5312 nucleotides. RefSeq names its product PHD finger protein 14-like. Gene Ontology annotation, molecular function: ubiquitin-protein transferase activity. Lineage: Eukaryota; Metazoa; Arthropoda; Merostomata; Xiphosura; Limulidae. The transcript is spliced from 6 exons. Bases 198 to 941 code for a protein of 247 amino acids. The record is from RefSeq and is a predicted model, not a curated record. Gene Ontology annotation, cellular component: Lid2 complex. Gene Ontology annotation, biological process: histone catabolic process.
UUGUCAGAGUUUAGAUUCUGUUCUUUAAAUAUUUCUGUCCAUAAAUAUAAUAAGUCUUUGGUUGUUAUAUAUUACAAUUAGUAUGUUUUAGUAGAUGUGGAAUUUGUCACCAGUCAAAAGACCAACACCAACUGGCAAAGUGUGACAGCUGCCAACUUCAUUAUCACCUGUAUUGUUUAGAUCCACCACUCACUCGAAUGCCAAAGAAGACCAAGUCUCAAGGCUGGCAGUGUAGCGAAUGUGACAAGACUGAAGAGGAUGACCAUGAGGAAGAAGUAGACCCAAAUGCACCACGAAAGUUACGUGAUCAUGUCAAAGGCCCAACAAAAUUCAAUCCAGUUAACAAGCCAGCUUUAGUGGAGAGAAGGGUAAUGAGAAGAGGAAGACAGCAAAGGCAGUUGAGAGUGUCUGCUGAUUCUAUGGACAGUUUUCCAGGAGAAGAGACAGAAACAAGCAUGGAUGUGUCAGACACAAAAGACUCCACACUAAGCACAGAAGAAACUGAAAAUACCACUUACAGCUCUUCUUCAAAACAAGUAUCUAAACAAAAAUUAAAUAUCCGUCGUCGUCGAGGUGGUCUUCGAGUGUCAGCCAAACGAAAAGCAGAAGUCCUUUUGUCUGAAACUGAGGAAAAGUUAGAGGAGCCUUUACGGAUAGUGACUAGGCUUAGUUCAACACCUACUCGUAAAGCAGCAGAAAAAGACCUAAGAACUGACUGUGUUCGUUGUGGAGAAUCCGGUAGCAACACCAACCUUGUGAGGUGUGAUGAGUGCAAGAACUGCUUCCAUUUCCACUGUCUGGUUCCUCCAGUGAAGAAAUCCCCUAAACCAAGAGGCUAUACCUGGUUUUGUGAGGACUGUGACCAAACUGAAGGACAAGAAGGAUCCAAUCAUGUAAUGGAAGAAAUCAAGACCGAAGAAGAGAUUGAAACAUCAACUUAACAAAUAGUAACAAGUGAACUGAAAAGAAGGAAAAAGUAAAAUGGACCAGAACGACUCCUUUUGAGAUUAAUGAUUAUUUUAAAAGUAUUUACAAAUACGAUGCUUUUAAUUUUGUAGUGGGUUAGCUUGGAAUGCAAGCAGUUCACUUUCUACUCAUGAAAUGCUGUGAAACCUUAGUAAGACAAAGCCAAGAAGUCCAGUGGAAACUUACAACUUGUUUUCUUUUAUUCCACAUCAUAAUCACCCAUUUAUAAAUCUAGUCAACUCAGUUUAGUUACACAGCUCAGUCAUAUAUUAAAACAUUGUUAGUUAAAAUACAGAUCAUAUUGCUUGCUCUUCCACUGUUGAGAUAUACUUUUGAUUAAGUCCGUAGAAAGAACUGAAACCAUGUCUUUCAUAUUGACUACUUGUUUAAGAAUAACUCCAUAAGCCAUUAUCACUUUGUAGCAACUUAGCUAAUCAAAACUUGGUACUGGCUGGAAAUGUUGGACAACUAAGAUUGUGGAUUUUAAUGGGUGAUGUGAGAAUUUGCUUAAGUAUACAAAAACUGAAGUUCAGAAUUUCGGAUACUUUUCUUGUUGGCAAAAGGUCUAAUAAGAAUGCUGUAAACAAACAGAUCAUGUGUGUGUUGCUUUUUUUUGGUAUUAGUUCCAUGAAUGAAUGUGUUCAUCUUCCGUGCAGACGAACUGGUUUUAUAUAUACACUAUUUAGUUUACCCAAUAAUAAUAAAAACAACAACAUGUGUGCAUUGUAUGAUUACAAAACAAAACGUUAAUUGUUGUUGAAUGUAGCCAUUCCAUUGUAUGUAAACAUUGAAUCUGCAUCAUUGUUUUAGCAGUUUAUUAUAUUUAAUCAGUGUUUCAUUACUGACUUUUAUUCAUGGCAUUAGUUUAUGCAAAUAUACACUAAACAUAGCAACUCAAGAAACAUAUGGUUUAGAAGCGAAAUCUGCUAAAAAAAAUUGAGGCAUAAUGGGGUUUGAGCUUUCGCACAGAAUUUCAGACUAUUUUGAAGAGUAGAAGGAUAAAUAUGCAAUUACCUCGGCAUCUAAAAACACUUAACUUUACAGAUAUAUUAAUAACAGUUUUCUUUAAAGUACGUGUAGUGUGACUGAGUAACAGUAUUAUUUCAGUAUAAUAUAUAUACAGUUUCAUUCAUGCUAAGCUUAGUGUUUAGAAAUGUCAAAAUCUGUUUUUUGUAAAUCUGUUAGCUUAGAUUUUGACGUUUUUAAGCAAUGUUAAAAUGUUUUAGUUUCCUGUAUUUUUUUAGACAUACAACACUGUUUUUGUAGGAUGUGUAAGUACAUACCUUGUUUUCUACAUUUGUGAAUAGGGUUGAAGUCAUGUCGCUUAUUCAGCUUAAACAGAUGUUGAAAUAUCUGAAAAUUUUGAAUCUCUAGGUGGGUACAAAUAACAUUUAUUAAUGGGUAUUUGGAAAAAGAAUUGGAAGUAAUUCAAUUUUUUGUUUCUAGUGACAGAAACAAAAUCUGAUACUGGUAUUUGUAAACAUGUUGUUUUUUUUUCUUAUCAAAGGCAUUCUUACCGAUUGCUGUGUGAAAAAUAUAGUUUCACUCUAAAUUAAGUAGCAAUUUUUUUAUUAUUGUUUGAAAACCAGGUUGUGUAUUGAAGGAAAAUAUUUUGCACUUGCAGUAAGUAUGUCUUGAACUUUUAACAAUAAAAACUGUGUUUUAUUUGACGUUUUUGAACAGUGUGAAACGAGUUACAUAGAUUUGUUUAAUCCCUGCUAGUUUGAUUCAGACAUUUAUUGAAAGUGAACAGCCACAAAACAAAGCUCUAGGUUAGAAACUAUGUUCCAAUUGGACACUGCGUACGUUGAUGAGCGUUAUUGCAUUAAUACCCUUGUAGAGUGAUAAUUAUGUUGUUCUUUACUGAACAUUUACAUAAGCUAUACCUUAUAUACAUUUUAUCAGUACGUACCAAAAUUUUAAAAAGGCGUGGUACUCUAUACGUUUUAUCAGACACCUUGGUAAUUGUUUAUCAAGUUAUCUAAUUUAUAAAACUUUGAUUGGUGUUAUUUAAAAAUAUUUUGCGGUAAAAAUAAAACGGAAUUUGUACGAAAAUCUUUUGAACUGAUAAAAAAAUGUAAAGAUAGAUCUGAUUUGUAACGAUAGAAAUUACAAAGUGGUUUUAAUUAUUCUUUAUGAAAAGAUAACCGUAGUGUUACAAUAUUAAUCAAUAAAUUUUCAAUUAAAUUCCAACAGCUUUUUAACCGUUUGGGUACCUUUAUAGCUUUUAUCUAUAAAAAAAAAAAAUAAUAGCCUUAAGGCUAAUACCAUAAAACGUAGGAAAAGGGUAAACAUUUUAAAUUUAAAAUGUUUUCCACAAAAAAGAACACUUAUUUGAUUCAAUCAGCUUUUUGGAUUUAACUUUUUUAAUACUAACUUUGUCUCGGGGUUGCAGUUCAGGUGUUACUGAAAUUUGAUUGGAAUAUAAAAUAUUCAUACAACAAAAACUCGUUAACAAAUAAAUUAGAUCUAGAAAGUGAUGUGCCUCGAAAUACUUAAAUGCCAGCGCCUUCUGUCGACAGUUGUUGGUCGGCUAUCAUGAAUUUCAAAAAUAACUUGUGCCACAUUUUCUAAACAUCUUUACAGACGUAGAAAUAUUUCCUUUAAGAAUUUACUGUUAACUUUCGGGUACUGUUUUGAUUUGGGAAUGGGAAAUACAAAAGCAUGAAGCCGUUAAAACAUUUUUGUGACCAUAAAUAUUAAGCACAAGUAACAGCAGUAAUCCUAAACAUCGAUUCAUGUUUUAGUUUAAUGAUCUUAUCGAUUUUCAUAAAUACUUAAUAGUUUACUUUUUCUUUCACAGUAAAGCUAGAAUUUUUUAUGUAAAAACUGAAACUGUACUAUUAUGUACAUUCGCGGGCUCGAAUCUUGAGCUGGCUAAGUUUUUACUCUUUCAGAAAAUACCCCCAGUGGCUUAUAACGCUAAAAACCGGGUUUCGAUAGCUCCUUUCGUAGCUUUGUGCUCAACAACAACAAAACUUUAAAAAAUAUAUAAUAUACCGAAAUCUACUUUUGUCGUUAAUUUUUGAAACGAUGAAUUAGCUUGAAACGUAACACCUUAAAAAGAUAAAUUGUCAAUCCUUAACAUAUUGUAGGAAAAUGAAUUGUGUGUGUGUGUCUUAGUAAGUAUAUCCGUGUGCCAUGUGGAUUUAUGGACGAGUUUUCGUAUUGGUUUGUGUUGAUAUAUCUAAACGAACUAUGUUACUUCACUACAGUAUACAUUACUGAAAUUUUCUUUUAUACAGUUAUAAAUCAGAAAAUGUUAAUAAAAACUAAAACUGUGGCUUGAAGAAGAAUUGAUAGGAUGUAGCAAUAUAAAUUGCAUUGUAAGUGAAACUAAUUAAUGAUAUAUUACAUAUCUACCAUUAAAAUGGUGAUGAUUAGGUCUAGAAAGUGAGAAUAGUUUGUGUUUAAUGUUUGAUUAAUAUUUUAAUUUUUCUAUAAAUAACGUUUGUAUGUCACAAUUCAUAAGUAACCCGUAGAGCUAUUAUAGGUUGGCGUGUUUCUGUGUGUAUUGUAAAAUGUGGUAAGUGUAUGAAAACUUAAAACAUAAUAUUGAAAUGAUUUUGAUAUGUGAGUGUUUUAAUAUGACUUGCAUAGAUUGCUUGGUAUUUAAUGUACAAACCAUUUAAAUUCUAACAAAUUUAAUGGACAUUAUAUUAUUUAGUUCUAAAUAACCUGUGAAAUUCUGAACCCUUAUAUAUGACGUUUCAAGAUGCUCCAUUAUUUCGAUAUAGAACAAGAAUAAACCUGAUCAAUGCUAAGAUUUUUGUUUGGAAUUUUACUGCAGUUAAGAUAGGAUAGCUCAUUAAAGUUUCAGUGAAUUUUAUCACUUCUUGCAUGAACAGAGCCAAAGUUACUUUAGUUUUAUAUUACGUUAUAUAGCUACUCAGUUUCUUUUAAUUUCAUAGUUUAGCAGCUGUUUAUUGUUUGCGAACAAUUUCGUGUUGUUUUUGUAACAUCAUUCUUUUAAGUAGUUGUACUUAUUUCCAUUGAAGACAUUUAUAUGUUUCUUAAUUAACCAUAUCCUUUUUUUUCUGAUUUUAUUUUAUUGACUUUGUAUAAUUUUUAGAAUAAAUAGUUUUUUUAUUUUAUUGUGCAUUAAAAGGUUUGUAAACUGCAAAUCAUACAUAUAGGAUGUUGGAAUUGUGGUGUUUGUGUUAUAUAUAUAUAUAUAAAUGAAAUGACUUUCUUUUCGUGUGAAAUUUGCGUAAUGCACCAGGAAAAUAAUUAUUCAAACUUGUACGUAAAAAUACUUGUUACUUCAGUGUAGAAAUGUAUGAAUGUUGUCUAAAGUUUUAAAGGACUUGUGAAGUAAGUGCUAAUAAAAUAAGUUUUCAUGCUUA